AUGCACGAAAGAAGAAUAGGAAAUAAUCUCUUCAGACAUAUCGAAGCACUUCGCAAUAAUUAUUUGCGUUGUCACGGGAACAAGCCAAUCAGACCAGUGUUUCAUGGGAACAACAGUGCUGGAAAGAACCAAGUACAAGCAUGUUAUAUUCAGCAGCUGCACUCAUCGGCCAUGCUUCCAUUAGGUCACACCCUCAUCUACCCAGCUCAUCCCCUAAUACCUGUGCUCCAUCAGGUCUACGAAACUUCGGAUUUUGGCCGGUACAAGAACGAGACGGUGCAGGUCCGCGGCAACGCGGCGACGGGAGGCAUGUGCGGCGCCGAGGAGGCUCUGCACCGUGCGAUCAAUGUGCAUGGUGUUGGUGGUCGGCCAUACACAAGGGCAAAGCCGGCGCCGAAAAAGCACAGCAUAGCUGAGCUGAAGCAAAAUGCCUUUUGUCAUGUAGCCAAAUGUCAAGUAUCCAGCGCAGUUCGUAUUCCGCACACCAGGUCGGCCGACAGUCCCCUGUCCAUGAUCAUCACAGGGAAAAAUAAACACCGCAGCGGGGUACAGAGUAUGUAA
Messenger RNA from Bipolaris maydis ATCC 48331, 561 nucleotides. NCBI's taxonomy places the organism in Eukaryota, Fungi, Ascomycota, Dothideomycetes, Pleosporales, Pleosporaceae. The record is from RefSeq and is a predicted model, not a curated record.